AUGAAUAACGCACUGCGCCUCGUGCGCAACGCCCCUUCGCGGACGACGACCUCAUCCUCGUCGCAAUGGGCCUGCUUCUUCUGCCAGAACGCACGGCCUCGGACGAGCAGCAGCCGCCCCAAUUUCGCCGAGUUGCGGCGCAAAUUCUCGAGCUCGCGGCCUCGGCGAGAGCAGCAGCAGCAGCAGACGCAGACGCAGACGCAACACCAAGCGCAGCAGCAGAAUGCCACCUAUGCACCGUCCAUGGACAGGGUGCGGGAGCAGUAUAGCCGGAGGAACAGGACGAUAGCCUACUACACCCUCAGUGUCAUCAUGGGCACGCUCGCCCUGUCCUACGGCUCGGUGCCUUUCUACAAAAUGAUUUGCCAAACCACCGGCUGGGGUGGCCAGCCCAUCCGAGCCUACGGCCAGUCCGGCGAGAACCAAGACAUCUCCAGCCGCCUCGUCCCCGUCACGUCCGCGAACCGAAUCAAGGUCACCUUCAACGCCGCCGUGUCCGACAUCCUCCCCUGGAAGUUCGUCCCCCAGCAGCGUGAGGUCCGGGUGCUCCCCGGCGAGACCGCCCUGGCCUUUUACAAGGCGACGAACAUGGGCGACCAGGACAUCAUUGGCGUGGCAACGUACAGCGUGACGCCUGCCCAGUGCGCCCCCUAUUUCAGCAAGAUCCAGUGCUUCUGCUUCGAGGAGCAGAGGUUGAAUGCCGGCGAGACUGUGGACAUGCCGGUUUUCUUCUACUUGGACCCCGACUUGUUGAAUGACAUUAACAUGAAGGGCAUUGAGACCGUGACGCUCAACUACACAUUUUUUAAAGCGCGAUACGACAACAAUGGCAGAUUCAUGCCUCCUGCUACUCAGUCAUGAGCAGUUAGGAUGGCCUGCACGAUGCAACCAAGCGUGGAUGUUGCGGUCUUUGUAC
Messenger RNA from Trichoderma reesei QM6a, 916 nucleotides. RefSeq lists its product as uncharacterized. Bases 1 to 861 code for a protein of 286 amino acids. The record is from RefSeq and is a predicted model, not a curated record. Gene Ontology annotation, cellular component: mitochondrial inner membrane. Gene Ontology annotation, molecular function: copper ion binding. The transcript has 4 exons. NCBI's taxonomy places the organism in Eukaryota, Fungi, Ascomycota, Sordariomycetes, Hypocreales, Hypocreaceae.